UCACAGUGCGACGCCACAGAAACAUCGGCAUGCUCCGAGUGCUCAAGCAGAAACCACAAAUGCCAGUUCACAAAGGAGACAAAUAGGCGCAUGUCCUCGAUCAAGUGAGCGCGCCGCCUCGGUCGUGGUGCCGCAUGCUGAUCCCUCUCAGACAAGUCCAGGACCUCCAGAGCCAGAUCGCCGAGCUGACACAAGUAAACUCACAGCUGCGCACCAAGUCGCUGCCCAAGGAAGAUGUCCUCUCAGAGCGCGCAGAACCCAAACGCCGGCUGUCAGACCCCUUCGGACCUCCUGCACUGCGGCACAAGCUCGCCGCGCCCGCCAUGCGCGACUUCGACCAUGUGCGACGGAAUAUCCAAACCUACUCCCAGGGCAUCUUCGACACGCCGCACGUCCGCGCCAGCACCCCGCUCGAGGACGGCUCCGCUCUCCCGGACAUCCCGCCACGGGCAGACUUUGCGCAUCUCUCCCGGUCGUAUCUGAACCACGUGCACUACUGGUACCCCGCGCUGCACUGGCCGACGUUCACGCAGCAGGUCGACGAGGUGUACACGGCGCGCAGCUUCCACGGCAUGACGCGCGAGUGGAUCGGCCUGUUCUUCGCGGUCCUGGCGUGCGGCUGCUUGGAGAAGACGGGGUCGUCUGGCCCGUCGAAUAGAGGGGUGCCGUACUUUGACAUCGCCGCGCAGGCACUGACGCCCUGGCCGCAGGACCUGACCAUGGCGCAUGCGCAGGUGGCGUUGCUGUUGAGCAUAUUCGCUGCGGAGAGCAAUAUGCGGGCUGUGGGGUCGCUGUGGCUGUCGAAUGCGGUGAGGAUCGCACAGGAGCUAGGCUUCAACACGGAGACAGAUUCGUGGCCUGUUGUCGAUGGCGAGAUACGGCGCAGGCUGUGGUGGGCGAUCUACUCGCGAGACAGAACAACCUCCUUUGAAGCGAACAAGCCCAUGCUCAUCAAUGACCACGACUGCGACGUCGCCCUCCCCUCGCCCGCCGACGACCGCUACAUCCAACCCCAGGGCUUCUUCCGGACGCACGCCAACACCGCGCCCUUCACCGGUUCCCUCGCCGUAAUACAAAUCGCCCGCAUGUACGCGCCACUGUACCAAGCGAUGAAGACCAGCACCAUGAGCCCUCAGACUCUGCAAAGCUUCGAUCUCCAAUUCCGCUCGCGCCUCCAGCAACUGCCAGAAGCAUACCAGCCGCUCUCGACCGCCCCGCUCGAAACCGCCGCCCUCCCGCCCCUCUUCGCCCUCCUCUCCGCCCAGUUCCACCUCCACAGACGCAACCUCUCGCCCGCAUGCCACACCGCCGAGCGCCGCGAGGCCCUGCACCAAUGCGCCGCCACCGCCCAGGAGACGGCAAAGUACAUCUCGCGCGCGCUGCACUCGCCGCCGAAGCCCGACCUCGACAAGCCGUGGCCCGCGCGCGUCGCGCCCCUCGCCUCCAACGCCGCCUGUCUGCACCUCUGGCGCUGCAUCCUGCUGCUGUGCUUCCGCGGCGACUACGACGCCGCGCUCAUGUGCACGCACAUGCUCAGCGCCGUCGGGCCCGCGCGCCCCCUUGGCGCCGCGUGCGGCGCCCACCUCGUCUUCGCCCUGGAGCGCCUGGUCGAGCGCUCGCGCACCGUGCACCGCGCGCCCGUCCUCGAGCACGACGAGGAGCUGCUCGCGUACGUCAGCGGCGACCUGCAGGGCGCGGACGGGUGGGCGUGGACGGGCGCCGAGCUGGGUCCCGCGCCCGCAGCCGCAGCAGCAGCGCGCCGCGGCCAGGACCAGCCCAUGCGCGACGUGCCGCCGGAGUGGGAGGGCUGGGGCGCGGUCGAGCGGCUGGUGCGCGUGCUGGUCGACGAGGCGCGGCCGCGGUCCGCUCAGCCCACGCCGUACUAUCCGCCGCCGCACAACCCCGUCAAGCGCGUGCAGCUGGGCCCGAACGACCUGUCGCCGCCCAAGCCCGCGCCGCUGCCCAGCCCCGCGCCGUCCAACGCGAGCCGCAUCAGCAUCGCGAAUAUCAUCUAAUCCAAAACGGCGUCUGGACCACACGGGGGGGGGGGGGGGGGGUCCCACACGGGUGUCUGCGCAGCACGACACACGGCUACGGUUCCCUAUGUUGCAGAACAUGACCUGUCACGAUUCGUCUCGAUUCGACCUUAGCGUUUCCUUUUAGUCUCCAUCAUGUGUUUCCUUGCAAACUGGCGGGUUUUGUGCAUUUCCAUCGGCGGGGGGUGGGGGGGUUAAUCGGGUCGGCGCUGCUCAGCGCGGACAUGGUACAGUACGGUACUUGCGGUACGCGGCAUGGCAUCAGCGCGGCACAGCAUGGGGGAGGUUACGGCCGGGAGCGUCUGCGGGUAAUGCUGGGACGUCGUACACGUGGGCUUGGAUUUUACUGCAGUAAUACACACACACUCACAUACACUCACUCACA
This is a messenger RNA of Boeremia exigua, 2421 nucleotides long. Its product is annotated as fungal-specific transcription factor domain-containing protein. Gene Ontology annotation, biological process: DNA-templated transcription. Gene Ontology annotation, molecular function: DNA binding; zinc ion binding. NCBI's taxonomy places the organism in Eukaryota, Fungi, Ascomycota, Dothideomycetes, Pleosporales, Didymellaceae. The coding region runs from base 135 to 2015 and encodes 626 amino acids. The transcript is spliced from 2 exons. The record is from RefSeq and is a predicted model, not a curated record.